Messenger RNA from Lolium rigidum, 1056 nucleotides. RefSeq lists its product as uncharacterized. The transcript has 4 exons. NCBI's taxonomy places the organism in Eukaryota, Viridiplantae, Streptophyta, Magnoliopsida, Poales, Poaceae. The record is from RefSeq and is a predicted model, not a curated record. Bases 1 to 795 code for a protein of 264 amino acids.
AUGCUCACCAGUAUAUCUGCCUACGGGGCAUCCAGCCUCCGGUCACUCCGUUACAGCGGAGCCUACAUUGCUGCCUAUAGCAUCCCGGUCACCUCGGAGCUUGCCGACCUUUGCAUCUGCUCAGGCGACCCGCUCGCGACGAGCGCCCUACAGACAGUGUCUGCCAGUGCUCGUGCCAGAUCAGUUGCCGGCAAUGCCGCACCUUGCAAGUUGCAAAAUUUGAAAGAGCUUCAGCUGCUGAUGUUUGCAAUGUCCAAUGAAAACCUGGAUGACAUUUAUGUUUUCCUCAUGAACUGCUGCGGCCCUCGAUUGGAGAGGCUAUUUGUGCAGCUUCCGGCAAGGGGCUAUCAAUGUGCUCCAAAGAAAGAACUAUCAGGGAUCAGAAUCAGAGGAAGAGAUCGGCCAGUGGAAGAGCUGUCAGAGGGAGAGCCACCUGAGGAAGCUGAGCUAGACGAAUAUCAAUCAGAGGCUUUUGAGAACCUUAUGUUGCUGAAGAUGAUUAAUUUCAGGGGUCGCGACAAUGGGAUGCGGCUGGUAAGGCUUGUGCUGAAGAAGUCUACUCGUCUCAACCAGCUGAUACUAUUUACUCCCACAAUUAAUCACCAAAAAGGAUCGCGGCCAAGAAAAAAUCAGCCCAAAGGGCUCAAGAAGGACCAUAUGGAUACACCCCAAUUUAUUGAAACAAAACUAUUGUCUCUCAGAAAGGCCUCGCCGAACGCUCAGAUAAUUCUCAGUGAGCCUGAUGAUAGUGCAAUUGAGCCGUUGCACUGUGAGGGUUUUGUCAAGGUUGAUUGAUUUGUUAUUAGUGGAUUUUAAGCAGAUAAUGUGAAAUUAUCGGAGAGUAGCAACUGUUCUGUAAGAUGAAGGGCAAGGUAAAUCUUCAAGGUAGGCAGGAUGUUGUAUUCUGCAGUCCAUGAAGGAUCAUGGAGUAUACUGUAUGGCCCUCAUAUGCACCUUAGCUCCUGAAGACUAUCGCAUCAUGUUUAUCCACUGUAGGAGGCUGGACAAGAAUUUCUUAUGAAAAUACUGUAGGAGGCUGAGUGUCUGAGACUUGCU